This is a messenger RNA of Odontomachus brunneus, 1767 nucleotides long. RefSeq names its product craniofacial development protein 1 (gene Yeti). The transcript is spliced from 3 exons. The coding region runs from base 336 to 1205 and encodes 289 amino acids. Lineage: Eukaryota; Metazoa; Arthropoda; Insecta; Hymenoptera; Formicidae. The record is from RefSeq and is a predicted model, not a curated record.
CCCGAUGCGCGGUCGUGUAUCACGCACCGUGAUGCGUGCCAGGCGCAUUUGCGAGUCAAUCGGAGUGGGAACACUCCGUAAGAUAUCGUGGUGGUUUCGUUUUUCCAGACACUUCGCAGAUCUCUCGGACAAUCCGUGUUCCCCUCGCGCACACGCGAUCGAUUCAGACCCUCGCCGACGAUUCAUGUGCGCGACGACGAAUGCUAGAUCCACAGUAGCGUCUCUCGAUGUAACGACAUUUCCGGAACACAAAUCGGCGUCUGCUCGUGGAAUAUUUGGCACCGACGACUCGUCGUUUAAAAGCACGUGUUUUUUCUAUCAAGUUGCAUUUAAACAUGUCUGAAGAACAUCAGUUACCUUCUGAUUCUGAUGAUGAUGAUGAAGAUUAUGUUCCUGAUGGAGCUGACAGUGAUCCAGUUUCAGAAGUAGAAUCUGAAGGUGAUGUUGAAAGUGGUCCAGAAGAUGAAAAUGAUGAAAAUAAAAGAGAUAUAGGACAAAAAAAAGGUACAAGAAAGUCUACAAAACGAAGAGGUAAGAAGCGUAAGAAAACUUUAGAUAACAAGUCAAAGAUAUCAGAAGAAGAGAAUGGAGAGAAGGAAGAAUGUGAAGAGAAGAAAAAACUUACUGAAGAAGAAGAGAAAAAGAGAGCAGAUUCUCUUUGGGCUGAUUUUAUGAAAGAUACAGCUGUUGUAUCAAAGCCAAAACCGCAAAAUACAAUCAACAGAUCAAAGGAAAGAUCUCCGCCGAUAGAAAAGCCGAAAAUCCAGGAGAAAGUCAAGAUAACUAAGGUUUUUGAAUUCGCUGGUGAAGAGGUGAAGAUCGAGAAAGAGGUUCCAGUCGAUUCUGCGGAGGCCAGGUUAUCUCUUACUGUGGCCGAAAAUUCCAUAGAGCCGUCGGAGUCUACUCCUCCCGCGGGAAAAGGCCCCGGAAGGGGACGCGGAAGAGGUGUGAAACGCGCCGGAUUAAGCGGGAUCUCCUCGGUCCUGGGACAGAUCGGCAAAAAGACCAAGAUCAGUACACUAGAAAAGUCCAAGCUAGAUUGGGACAACUACAAAAAACAAGAAAAUAUUGAGGAGGAACUUAACACUCAUAACAAAGGCAAGGACGGCUAUCUGGAACGGCAGGAUUUCCUCCAGAGAGCAGACUUGCGGCAGUUCGAGAUCGAGAAGCAGCUGCGGAAUUCCAGCAGACGCGCCGCGCGGUGAAUCCGCGAUCGCCCUCGUCCUCAUACACGUCUCUUCUUCCGAAACGAGAUCCUAGGAUGAUAUCGCGGUAGAAGAUAUUUACUCCAACUUGCCAAAAUUGCGAGCGCGCUUGCUGCACAUAUUUAGCCUAAUUCAUUCAUUCGAGUUUCGCUACGUUUUGAAUAGGGCUUCAAUAUUCAUUCGGAUCUGACACUAUCUGGACUUCCGAUUAUUCGGAUAGUGGAUAAGUAUGUGACGCUUCAAAUUCGGAUUUUCUAAGAUAUCCGGACAAUUGAAGCAUCAAAUUUGGAUCCGAAUUGAAGAGCCCGAGCACAAAGAUUAUCGGAAGUUGUCGCACAAAAAUUGACGUUAACAUAGGCGAUGCGAUGAAUAUAGCUCGUCAAUUUUUGUGCCUUUAUUUCCGAUACAAACUUACAUUUACGACUCUGUCAAAAACUGUUACAACAAUCUUUGUGCUCAGCCUCGAGAUCGUGGCAAAGCCGACCAAAUAGACAUGUUUGCAGCAACUUAGAUUCCACUCGAACAUAUAUAUAUAUAUAUAUAUAUAUAUAUAUAUAUAUAU